AGUAGCAUCGUCCAUACCACCGACUUGCUGUGGCGAUUUGCCACCGGCGAACUCUUCUACUCAUGGCAUCUGAUUCUCCGUUUCCUUCCACUUGUUUCCGUCUCUUUUCUCUCUCUUAAAACCCUAAUUCUUCACCCUCAUUUUUUUCUCUUUUAUCUUAAUUUCAUAGUAUCACAUAGAAUUGAAAAUUCGUAUACUGUUUCAUAAAAGAUGGUUCCAUGGGGCGGAAUCACCUGCUGUUUUAGUGCAGCUGCUCUUUAUCUUCUUGGAAGAAGCAGUGGAAGGGAUGCAGAGGUUCUCAAAUCAGUUACUCGAGUCAAUCAGUUGAAGGAGUUGGCACAGUUACUAGAUACGGCAAGCAAAGUUUUGCCUUUUGUUGUCACGAUUUCUGGAAGAGUUGGUUCAGAGACACCAAUCAAUUGCGAGUAUAGUGGUCUGCGAGGUGUAAUUGUGGAGGAAACGGCCGAGCAACAUUUUUUGAAACACAGUGAUACUGGUUCCUGGAUACAGGAUUCUGCUAUGAUGCUUUCCAUGUGCAAAGAGGUUCCCUGGUAUUUGGAUGAUGGGACUGGACGUGUAUUUGUCAUUGGAGCCCGAAAUGCCACAGGUUUGGCGUUAACAGUUGGAAGUGAAGUAUUUGAGGAGUCCGGGCGAUCCCUUGUACGUGGAACAUUAGAUUAUCUCCAAGGUCUAAAGAUGCUUGGAGUCAAGAGAAUUGAGCGGGUUCUUCCAACUGGUACACCAUUGACUGUUGUUGGUGAGGUUGUUAAAGAUGACAUUGGAACUAUUCGGAUUCAGCGACCUUACAAGGGCCCAUUUUAUGUGUCUCACAAAACUAUUGAUCAGCUCAUUGCAAAUCUUGGGAAAUGGGCAAGGUGGUAUAAGUAUGCUUCACUGGGGCUUACGGUCUUUGGUGUUUAUCUGAUUGCAAAGAAUGCUUUCCAAUAUUUCAUGGAGAGAAGGCGUCAUUGGGAAUUGCGAAAGAGGGUUUUUGCUGCUGCAGCUAAAAGACCAGGGCAAGAUAAUGAAGUUGCUAAAGCUGAGGAUGGAUCCGAUGGUACUCAAAAAGAGGGACUAAUGCCAGAUAUAUGUGUGAUAUGCCUGGAGCAGGAGUACAAUUCAGUUUUUGUUCCGUGUGGUCAUAUGUGCUGUUGUAUGUCGUGCUCUUCGCACUUGACAAACUGUCCGCUUUGCCGGAGACAGAUUGAGCAGGCAGUGAGGACAUUCCGCCAUUAAGCUGUGUUUUGAGGUUGCAUAGCCACCAUUGACAAGGACACCCAAAAGCUGAGGUUUGGGGUCUAAGAUAGGCCUGAAUUCCUCUCUACAAGGGCAAUGGAACUUUGUUAAGUGGAGUUAAGAUUCUGAUUGGCUACAUAUCUACAGCAAUUGCUUAUUGAAGUUUUAAAAUUGUGGAAAAUUUUACCAGUACAGUUGACAUGUGCACGAGCCUCUUUUGAGACUUUCUCUUGCCCUUGUAGAUUAAGUAUACUGGAUAUCUUGUAAAUUUGAUGUGAUAUAUGUCUAUAUGUCGCCUUCUUUGUUUCUAUUCUGUUUGGUCAUUCAAAGAGAUGGUAAUAGUCAUAGUUGGUUCUGUAGAACCAUCAAGUUGAGGAGUAUGUGAUGUAUCAUGCUUCUAACUACAUGGGAUAAAAUGUGCUUAUCUUUAUAUAUCCAUGAGGCCAAGC
Messenger RNA from Ilex paraguariensis (yerba mate), 1685 nucleotides. The record is from the annotation of a GenBank genome assembly. Lineage: Eukaryota; Viridiplantae; Streptophyta; Magnoliopsida; Aquifoliales; Aquifoliaceae.